Molecule: messenger RNA, 1013 nt
Organism: Hyposmocoma kahamanoa
Lineage: Eukaryota; Metazoa; Arthropoda; Insecta; Lepidoptera; Cosmopterigidae
Gene: lsn
Product: vacuolar-sorting protein SNF8
Exons: 4
Coding region: 28-774 (248 amino acids)
Biological process (GO): protein transport to vacuole involved in ubiquitin-dependent protein catabolic process via the multivesicular body sorting pathway
Cellular component (GO): ESCRT II complex
Source: RefSeq, a predicted model, not a curated record
AUUCUAAGUUCAUUAAAUUAAUACAACAUGAGGCGUCGAGCGGGAGUCGGUGCAAUUCAAAAGCAGCGACUAGAACAAGAAAAAUAUCGAGAAAAAGGUUCAGAAAUACAAGAAAACCAGUUCCAACAGAUGUCGAAGCAAUUAGAAGUGUUUAGAGAAAAUUUGGAAGAAUUCGCGACAAAACAUAAGAGUGAGAUAAAAAAGAAUGCUCAGUUUCGAAGGCAAUUCCAGGAAAUGUGCGCUGCAAUCGGUGUGGAUCCGUUGGCUUCAGGGAAAGGGUUUUGGUCUGUUUUAGGUAUUGGUGACUUCUACUAUGAGCUGGGUGUGCAAAUAGUAGAAGUGUGCUUGGCAACAAAUUACAAGAAUGGUGGACUUAUUACAUUGGAGGAGUUGCGGACAAGGCUUAUCGCUGCUAGAGGGAAGGCCAAGAAACACCAGGAAAUCACCAACGAGGACUUACUAGCUGCUGUCAAAAAGUUGAGGAUAUUUGGCAAUGGGUUUACAGUAGUACCAAUAAGCAAGGGCAAGUGGCUGGUGCAGUCAGUGCCUGGCGAACUCAACCUGGAUCAAUCUCUUGUUCUGCAGAAGGCUAGCUCUCUUGGCAAUGCUUUCGUUUCUGUCAGCAUUCUUACUAGGGAUUUGGGGUGGAACGAAACGCGAACGGAAAGCGCUUUGAAUCAUAUGGUGAAGGAAGGACUAGCGUGGAUCGACACUCAGGGUAUCGAGACGCUCUACUGGUUUCCCAGUAUGUUCGCAGAGUGUGUGUCCGCGUGAUAGUGGAGUAUCUACUCUGUUUUAUUGUUGAUUGGAAUUUGAGUCGUGUUGACAAGAAUUCCAAGAAAUUUAUUUAUUUAUUAUCUGUUUCAUUUACUUUCUUUUCAUAAGAAUCAUCAUCUUGGUAUGUGACUGAUACCAUACAUCAGUUACUAGAGUACUUUAAAUGCUUGAUGACGAAAAUGUAUACCAAAAAUUAACCUUUUUUUUAUUGUAUUGUAGACUACAAAAACAGUUGU